GGGAUGUCGAUACACUCGCAGUACCCCUUUUCGCUGCCAUCUUACUGCUCAGGUCUAGACGAUGGAAGCUUCUGUCAGCGAGAGCUGAAGGAGGAGUCCCGCUCGUGGCGAUCCGAGAAAUAUGCGCCCGUCUCGAAUGUCAUGGUCCUGGAGCAUGAUCAUGGCGUGGGGUCGGCCCGCUUUUAUGAUGAUGGAGAGAUGGAUCAACUAUUAGCUGCAGAACACCAGCCCCAGCUCCGAAUUAUUCUGCUGCAACCAACCCCACAGGAGAAACUACUCCACACCAUCGACGACCCCGCGGUCCUAAAGGCACUGCUCACCAACGAACUCAUCAGCGACCGUGUUACUGAGCCAGCGAACGAGAAAGUCCCCGAUCAGCGUGAGGAUGACGUGCCGUCGCAGCUCGACAUCACACGCAGCUGCCUUCUGAAGAUUCUGACGCGAUACGACAUCGCGCCCGCCGCAGCCUCCCACAUCCGUGGCCAGGAACAGAUUUUCGGCUCGCGACAGCAGCGCGAUGAGGAAGGAAAGAUGCGUUCCUUCGAAUUCUGGUACGCAAUCCGAGCCCGCGCCUACGUGCGACGACUAGGCAAGGAAGCCGAUCUCAAGAUGACGAUCGUCACGCGAUACGACGCGCGGUCGCAGUCGACGCUUGUCCUGCUCAAGUAUCGAUCCUUCAAUGACCUGCCGCAGCGGCUGCACGAGGAGUUGGUCGAGAACCUGCAGGCGUUCGUCCGGGAGCCCACGACGGCCGCGCUCGUGAAGAACCCCUUCAUCACCUCGGUGAUGCACUUCAACCCGACCAUCCAGUACUUCCGGCGGGCUGCACGGGAGCCGCGCGACACGAUCCGCGACGAGGAGGCGAGGGUGCAUGGAGGCAUGGACGAGUUCGCCCGCAUCGACCUGCACAAGCUCCAUCUCACCCUGACCAGUCUCGACCAGGAUAAGAUCCAGAUGAGCUUUAUUCUGGGAGUGAUUGCCCGGCUGCGCAUCCAGCACGAGACCUUCCAGACCCUCGUCGAGGGCAAGGCCAGCGUCCCCGAGCGCGAGUGGCUGUAUUUUCGCAUGGAGGAGGAGUUCGAUCGCUUCGAGAAUCAGAUCGCUUACUUCAAGUCAUCGGUGGAGGAUGUUGCAAGGCGGGUGGAGCGGCUGCUGGAAUUACUAUUCAACAUGAGCUCGCGGAUCAACACCCAAUCCAGCACGAAGAUGACCAAGUAUGCUAUGCACGAGAGCGCCUCGAUGAGCACCAUCUCGGUGGUGACCAUGCUUUUUCUCCCUGGUACCUUCAUUGCCACCAUACUGGGAACCAACAUUAUCGCCGGGCCAUCUCGCUCAGAGGGAGACACCCCGGGCCACUCGGAGCUUUACAUCUCGUCGCAGUGGUGGAUCCUGCUGGUCCUGACCGUCUCGUUGACUGUCGUCACGAUGGGUGGGUGGUAUAUGCUGCGGAGAAAGACCGCCCGGUCGAUCGAACAUAUGAUCUCUGCCCAGAAUGCAGUCUGACCAUGUCUGCUUGGCAACGAAUGAUGUCGUGUUUUCAGUUCUUUUUUUGUCUGCCAUUCAGCGGGCGUUGUGGGUUUAGAGAUCUGCGGUGUUGCUAUGCACGUGGUGCAUUGGAUGGAUCUAAUAUCUUGUUCUUCUUUGCUUCGUAUGUACAAUACAGACACUGUCGGAUAACACCUAAACCUACUGCAGAUCCCGUACCAAGACUCCACGAUAUCUCAUCCUCCCUUCCCUCAAAGUCUUCAUCG
Messenger RNA from Aspergillus japonicus CBS 114.51, 1751 nucleotides. RefSeq lists its product as uncharacterized. The transcript has 5 exons. The record is from RefSeq and is a predicted model, not a curated record. Bases 4 to 1503 code for a protein of 499 amino acids. Gene Ontology annotation, biological process: transmembrane transport; metal ion transport. Gene Ontology annotation, molecular function: metal ion transmembrane transporter activity. Gene Ontology annotation, cellular component: membrane. Lineage: Eukaryota; Fungi; Ascomycota; Eurotiomycetes; Eurotiales; Aspergillaceae.